AGUCGUGACCUGAAACAUGGCGACAGAGAGCUGUGAAAAGUGCUAAAUUCUGUCUGAAUUUCUACAAAAUCGCGAAGGUUUGGAGUGAGAUCAUCUGCGCUGGUCUCUUCAGUAUUUCUCUGUAGUUCUUGUUGCCAAUGUUCAACAUGGGCCGAACUACACUGAAAGAUCAGAAAGACAGUAGGAAGGAAAAACCAGGCAGGAGUAUGUCUCUCACAGGUCCUGGACCAGUCAAAGUGACUGAGUCUUUCUCAUGGGAAGAGUAUUUAAAGGAGACGUCAUCCGUUCCCGCCCCUCCCGGCUGUUUUAGACAGUCUCGGAUUCCUCCGUCUAAUGACUUCAAAGCUGGUAUGAAGUUGGAAGCUCGAGACCCUCGUAAUUCCACCUCCACCUGCAUCGCCACGGUGAUGGGCAUGAUGGGUGUGAGACUCCGCCUACGUCUGGAUGGCAGCGACAACACCAAUGACUUCUGGCAAUUGGUUGACUCCUCCGACAUCCAGCCAAUUGGAACCUGCGAGAAAAAUGGAGACAUGUUGCAACCACCAUUGGGUUUUAGAAUGAACGCCUCAUCGUGGCCUAUGUUUCUCUUGAGGACUCUGAACGGAGCCGAAAUGGCACCUGUUACAGCAUUUAAAAAGGAGCCUCUGAGGCCCCUUCAGAACGGAUUCAAGCCCGGAAUGAAGUUGGAGGCAGUAGACAAAAAGAAUCCGUAUCUGAUCUGUCCGGCAACCAUCGGCGAGGUGAAGGGCGAGGAAGUGUUCAUCAUGUUUGAUGGCUGGAGGGGCGCGUUUGAUUACUGGUGUCGCUACGACUCCCGGGACAUCUUCCCAGUGGGCUGGUGCGGAGUCACCAAACACAGCCUACAACCGCCCGGCAACAGCAUCACCAUUCCAAAACCUCUUCCUGCACCAUCCUCCUCCUCAAACUCCAAACCAAUGCGGCGCUCCAUGCCGCCUCCAUACCGGCUGCCGACACCUCUUCCCCAGCUCCCUGUGAGGAAGGGCAUCAGGGGGCGUCGACCAAAGAGCGAGACCAUCGCGCUGCUGAAAGCGCUGGCAGCUUCCACCGCUACCCAGGACGCAGAAGCACCAGAGGGCGCCACACCUCAAACCACGCCUGUCUCUGAGCUCACACCACGCCCGUAUAAGAAGAGGGGACCCAAACCUGGCAGCAAGAGAAAGCCCAGAUUUCUCCAGAGCCCCAUGUCUAUAACAGCGACUUCAGAAUCCAGAGUGCCCACGACACAGAUGCCCAGCGAUGGACACUCUCCUCUGAGCUCCCCCUCAUCUGUGGUUUCAACCGUGUGUGUUUAUGUGAACAAACACGGGAACUGCGGGCCUCAUCUGGACCGGAAGCAAGUUCAAAGGCUGCCGGAUCAUUUCGGACCAGAGGCCGUGAAUCUGGUUCUGCAGCAGACGGUCCAGGCAUGUCUAGACUGUGCAUACCAGCCCAAAGUGCUUCUGGGAUGCCUGCAGAGUCAAGGUGGCGGAGGAGAGGUGGUCAGAGUCCGAACAGAUGGCGGGACGCGGUUGGUGAAGCUUCCGUCUGCGUCCAGUGCUGCGUUCGUGUUGCGUUUUCUGGAGCUAGUGUGUCGACACCUGCAGUGUGAUAAUCUGUUCAGCAGUCAACCGUUCAGUCCACACAACACAUAUGACCGUGCUAAAUCAGUUAAAGAGGAACUGUUGUCAGAAUCGUCGUCUCUGAACAGAGGUGUGAAACGGAUCUCCAGAGAUUCUCCGCCGUAUAGCGCUCCUCUCUCUCCAAAACUCCUUCACACAGACACACACCCCUCAGAAGCGGAGACACUUCCUCCCGAGGAGAAUGGCUUACUGAAGGAACAGCGCUUCAUGGACUCCGCCUCCAACUCAAUGACGCCCCGCCCACAGACCUCGAGAAGCACCUCAGACUAUCCGUCUCCACUCAGCAGCCCGUAUUACCAUGGCAACGGCCCACCCCUGCGACGACAGGCCUCCAACCCCCCCACACAGACACACAGACGAGUGGAGGCAGCCAGCUCUACCACAGGUCCUGAAGCUGCGGCAGUUCGUGACGCUCCCAGAACCCCCGGUCGGAGUCCCUCGUCCUGGUCCAUAGAGGAAGUGAUGCAGUUUGUGCGAGACGCUGAUCCAACAGCUCUGGCUCCACACGCAGAACUCUUCCGAAAACAUGAGAUAGAUGGGAAAGCUCUGAUGUUACUGCGGAGUGACAUGGUGAUGAAGUACAUGGGGCUGAAACUCGGACCGGCGCUCAAACUCUGUCAUCACAUCGAGAGACUGAAACAAGGCAAACAGUGAAGACGCAAACACAAACCUUACUGGAUUAGAUGAAGAAUCUAACCUCCGUACCAACACACGCUGCAUACAGACGCACAGCAGAGGGCUGAUGGAAAACGGCAAUUCAACUGAUCAGAGGGCUUCGGAACACACUACACCACCGGACUUUCUCUCCAUAAACACACACUCUCUGUCAAGGUUUAUAUUCUUUUUAUCCUUUACCAGAGUGGACCGAUGCUUUGAGGAACAUUUGUGCAACGCUCUGGGAAUGUUUUCACGAGACUAUUUUACCCCCGAGAUCGUCAAAUGGAUAGGAAGUCCAGAGCGCAGGAGUGUUGAAGCGUCUGAGUCAGUAUCGCCUUAAAGAUGUAGACGCUUCACGGGGCGAUUAUCUCAUCGAUGGUGAUCAAUUAUGAGUUGAAUGUGCGAUAUUUAUCUCUCUACCUCCCUGUGAUGUCAUCAUGCGAGUCCACACCUGUUGUGGGCAUUGUUUCUGGAAAAACUCAAAGCCUUGUUCAUUUUUAAAAUAUCUUCAAGUCUCAUUUUGAACCCUGAGAAAUGUGUUUGUGUAUUUAGGUCACAUAAUGGUGUCACGAAUUUACAGAGGACAAAACGUUCUCCAGUUGACGUGAAAUUAUACGUCAUGUUUUUCAAUGGAUCGAUUGUGUAAACCAAUGGAAAGGGCUUGAGGGAUUUUUGGUCAAAGAUGAAGUAACUGAAUGUAAGCAGGUGAAUCCUUUGUGACAUUGUUUUCAAUCCACAAAACCUUGUCAGAAAGACGUUUAAGUUGACUUCUUUUAAGUCUAUCAUGCUCCCCAUCAUGCUAGUAACUCGAAGCCAAUGAAAAUAUUUUGCAUUUUUUUUUUUUUUUUUUUUUAAUUAACAUAAUUUCAUCGUCAGCCAUGUGUUCAAGUCAAGUCUAAUGGGAAAGAAAUGAGGGUACCACACCCUGUAUAGGUGAAUCUCAACAUGCAUAAUCCAAAAGAAGAAGGAAAAAAACGUAACACUUUACAAUAAGGUUGUAUUCAUUAGCAUUAGUUAACUACAUUAGUUUUACAGCACUUUUUAAUCUUGUUUAAUGUUAGAUUUAACAUAUACUAAUACAUUUUUUUAAUUAAAAGUUGUACGUUAACAUUAGUUUAUGCAUUAUGAACUAACAUGAACUAAUAAUUAUGUUGGCUUGACAAAGCCAGCAUACUGAUAUUCUACAGACUUGUUUUAGGGUUUUUACAGAAUCCCUAAACCAAGACACAAAUUAUCAAUUGUAACUCCUCCUAGAGCUUUUAAGCUACAUCCACCAAACUUGGCACCGACCUUCAGACUGUUCUGACGCUGGUUGCUAUGUAUUUUCUAACUGAUCGGACUUACGGUUUUCCCAUAACGGAUAAUGGAAAUCCCCCAAAUCCCAUAGACUUACUUUAACACAAUGUUCAAAAGACUCCAACAGUCUCUCUAAGGCCUGUGUAACCUUUCAACUUCAAACUCUAAAAACUAAACAUCAAAGUCUUGACAAACUUCACUUAUCUAGAUAACAAUUGUAUUUCGCUAAAUUAAAAUGAACUACGAUUAAGGCUGUAAAAUAUAUUAACCAUUGUUAGUCCAUGAUACCUAAUGCAUUUACUAAUUUUAACAAAUAGAACCUAACUGUAAAAUGUUACCAAAAAAACAUCAUAUUUGAAACCUAAUUUCAGAAACAGUAUGAUGUUGUGCAUUGCAACAUUAUUUUCCAAGCAAAUUAGCACAUUUUCCACAUUUUCUCAUUACUGAAAUGCAUCCAGGCGUUUUACUUUUGAGGAUUUUCUGAAUUCUCUUUAUUUUUAAUAGUGAUUCUCAUUAGAUUUUCAUUAUGUCAAGUAAUUCAGAUACUCAAGCCUAUUUCUAGGACCGUUUACAUUCUUUGUAUUCUGACAUUAUUUUCUUCAAAAUUAGGCAUGUUUAUGACCCCCGUCCCAUUCUCAUGUGAUGAUAUAUCUAAAUUAUCUACAGUGCAAGAAAAAGUAUGUGAACCCUUUGGGAUUAUCUGGUUUUCUGCAUGAAUUGGUCAAAAUGUGAUCUCAUAUUCAUCAAAGUCACAAUGUGCUUAAUCUAACAACACACAAACAAUUAUUAUCUUUCAUUUAUUUAUUGAACGCAUCCCAUUAAACAAUCACAGUGCUGUGGAAAAAGUAAGUGAACCCUUGUAUUUAAUAACUGGGCGUUCCUUCUUUGGCAGCAAUAACCUCAACCAAGCGUUUCUGGAUUAGACCUGCACAACGUUCAGAAGGAAUUUUGGACCAUUCUUCCUUACAGAACUGCUUCAGCUCAGCCAUAUUCUUAGGAUGUCUGGUGUGAACGGCUCUCUUGAGGUCACUCCACAGCAUCUUUAUUGGGUAAAGGUCUGGGCUCUGACUGGGCCACUCCAAAAGGUGGAUUUUCUUUUUUUGAAGCCAUUCUGUAGUGGAUUUACUUCGAUGUUUAGGGUCAUUGUCCUGCUGCAUCACCCAACUUCUACUGAGCUUCAGCUGGAGCACAGACACCCUGAUAUUAUCCUGUAGGAUAUCUUGAUAAACUUGGGAAUUCAUUUUUCCCUCGAUGAUGGCAAGCGGUCCAGUCCCCGAAGCAGCAAAGCAGCCCCAGAUCAUGAUGUCCCCUCCGCCAUACUUCACCGUUGGGAUGAUGUUUUCAUGUUGGUAUACGGUGCCCUUUUUACAUCAUACGUAGUGCUGCAUGUUCUUCCCAAACAACUCAACCUUAGUUUCAUCAGUCCACAAAACAUUUUCCCAGUAGCGUUGUGGAGUGUCAAGGUGGUCUUUGGCAAACUUCAGGUGCACAUCAGUGUUUUUGUUGGAAAGCAGCAGCUUCCUUCGUGGUGUCCUGCCAUUGACACCAUGCCUGUUUAAUGUUUUCCAUAUAGUAGACUCAUGAACAGAGAUGUUAAACAGUUCCAAUGAUUCCUUCAAGUCUUUAUCUGUCACUUUAGGGUUCAUUUUUACCUCAUUGAGCAUUCUGUGGUGUGCCCUUUGAGUCAUCUUGGCUGGACGGCCACUUCUAGGGAGAGUACCCACAGUACUAAAUCAUCUCCAUUUAUAGACAAUUUGUCUAACUGUGGACGGAUGAAUAUCUAAACUCUUCAAGAUAACUUUGUAACCCUUUCCAGCUUCAUGCAAAGCAACAAUUCUUGAUCGUGGGUCGUCUUAAGAUUUUUUUUUUUUUGUGAGGCGUGGUCCACGUUAGCAGAUGCCUCUUGUGAAUAGCAAGUCAAAGUAGCUCUUACUCACACCUCCAACCUCGCUUCAUUAAUUGGAUGUCAGGUUUGCCAGCUCCUGACUCUAAUUAGUUUUUUUGUCGUCUUUAGCCUAGGGAUUCACUUACUUUUUCCAACAGCACUAUAAAUGGGAUGUGUUCAGUAAAGACAUUAAAUAUUAUAAUUGUUUGUGUGUUGUUAGAUUAAGCAUAUUGUGACUUUAAUGAAGAUGAGAUCACAUUUUAUGACCAAUUAAUGCAGAAAACCAGAUAAUUCCAAAGGGUUCACAUACUUUUUCUAGCCACUGUAAAUUAUAUUGUAUUUAAAUAAAUUAUAAAUAAAUCUAGUUAACAACUGUAUUUCUAUAAAUUGACAUUAACUAAGAUUAAUGCAGGAAAAUAUAUAAUCCAUUGUUAGUCCAUGAAAUCGAAUGCAUUGCAACAUUAUUUUCCAAACAAUUCAGCACAUUUUCCACAGUUUCUCAUUACUGAAAUGCAUCGACAUUUUACUUUUGAGGAUUUUCUGAAUUCUCUUUAUUCUCAAUAGUGAUUCUUAUUAGAUAUUCAUCAUUGCAAGUAAUUUUUUACUUUAUUAAAGUAAAUAAUAAAUAAAAUGUAAACAUUUAAAUACAAUCUAAUUUAUAUCAUUGAAAUGUUAUGGGGGUCUUAAAUAUGCUUAAUUGUGAUGAAAAUGUCACAGUGUGAAUGGUCCUAGAAAUAGGCUUGAUUUUCUGUUUGCAAAAUAAAAUGUUUUAUUUCUUUCUUUUGAUUUGAGGGUGAAAACUGAAAUGUUCUUGACUGGUUUUAUGAGAUUCACAUAUAGGCAAGUCUUGAAACAAGUAAAUCACACCACUUGUAGUUCUAAAUUGAAAUGUUUAGUGCAGGUUUAAUUUAAACAGGAUGAUUUUCUGCUUUGAAAAACGUCAGAUAUAAAUUUUAAUAAUGUCUUUCAUAGUGUUAUAUAACUAAUAGCAGACUCUUUUUUUGUGUGUGUGCGCUGUCUUUGUCAUCUAUCGCUUUUUAUUUUCCUGCCCUUCAGUUUUUUUCCAACUCUCUUGAGUUUGGUCUUCAAGUGUCCCGAGUAUCAAUGUUCCAGAACAUUCUGAGGAGUUCAGGGAUAAUUUUGUUUGAGUUGGCAUCAGUUUUGUUACAGAAACUUUAAACGUGUUACUGGGUGUUGCAAAGUCAGAGUUAAAUCGCUGUAUGCCGAUAACCUGUUAGACAUCCACUUCAGUUACAGAACAGUAUUCAAGAGACAUGGAUAAAUGGGGAAAUAGUAUGUGGUUCAGUAAUUAAUUGAAAGUGCUCUCAUCUGUGUCUAACCCUGUUCAUUUCAAUUUCAAUUUCAAUUAAAUGUCACUGAACUAUUACAGAAAUGUCACUAAAAUGGUGAACGUUUGGUUAAAUAUGAAUGCCAGUGAAAAUGGUCAGCUUUCUCUUGACGUUUGUGUGACAUUUUGCUAUAAUUCUCAAUGAUAGACAAGUCUUCAGUGGUAUAAUAUGGGUUUAACCAUAAAACUCAGCUACAGCAAUGUACAUUUUUGUAGAGAAGAAAUAUUUUAAGCUAAACAUGUUGUAUACGGUGGCGGGAGAUGUGCGAAUGCAUUUCGGUCUUGUCGUUGAAUAUACCUACUGCCUUUCGUCGCUUUUUACCAGGAGGAAAUAUCCAUUUUAAAUAACUUCAUACAAAUUGCCUUGCUUUACUUUUAAGACUUCUCAGGUUUCUUUUGUAACGUAGCAUUUCAAGUUAGUCGUGAAUGUGACCGUCUAUACUUUUUAGAUUCCUUGUUGAUCUUUUUGUUUCUUUGUAAAGAAGAAAAUGUAUUCGUAAUGUUGUGCCAUAUAGACGAUUCAUCAAAUGAUUGGAUACCAAUUCUUGUCAAAGCAUAAGAAAAAUACACUUGAUACCAGAUACAUUUUUAAUCAUGAAUUUUUAAAGGCAAUGCAUUCUUCACGUACACAUUUCCAACAUUUUAAAUAAUACAAAUAAUAAAUAAAUAAUUUAAAACACGA
Molecule: messenger RNA, 7508 nt
Organism: Myxocyprinus asiaticus (Chinese sucker)
Lineage: Eukaryota; Metazoa; Chordata; Actinopteri; Cypriniformes; Catostomidae
Product: sex comb on midleg-like protein 2
Exons: 15
Coding region: 138-2294 (718 amino acids)
Biological process (GO): regulation of DNA-templated transcription
Cellular component (GO): nucleus
Molecular function (GO): protein binding
Source: RefSeq, a predicted model, not a curated record